AUGACAUCGAGUGCGAUCGGAUCUGUCGGUCAAUUCACCAUCGAUUCAAAUACGAAUCAAUUCAUCAAAGAUGGCCAACCAUUCCGUUACGUCUCGGGAGCUCUUCACUACUUCAAAGUGCCGGCAGUUCUUUGGUUGGAUCGGAUGGUCAAGUAUAAGAUGGCGGGACUUAAUGUCAUACAAACCUAUAUUGAGUGGACAUUUCAUGAGCCCGAAGAGGGAGUCUUUCGCUUUGAUGGCGACUACGAUAUCAUUAAAUACUUACAAACGGCUCACGAUUUGGGGCUUUUGGUUAACCUGAGGACCGGUCCGUAUAUCGACGCGGAGAGGGAUUUGGGAGGACUUCCGUAUUGGCUGUUGUCUAAGAACCCAAACAUGAAAUUAAGGACAUCUGAUCCGACAUAUUUGUCAGCUGUGGACAAAUGGUUUUCACUAUUGUUACCAAAGUUGGCGCCCAUGUUAUACAUAAACGGCGGACCCGUUAUUAUGGUUCAGAUAGAGAAUGAAUACGGAAGUUAUAACGCCUGUGACUUUGAAUACGUCGACCAUUUGAGGGACUUUCAUAUCAAACACUUCGGCCGUAAAGUCCAACUCUUCACUACCGAUGGAAACGCCGACUAUUUUCUAAAGUGUGGCAAAAUAGACGGUGUGUUCGCAACCAUCGACUUCGGCCCCGGCAGUGAUAUUGUCCAGUCGUUUGCGGCCCAACGCGCGCACCAACAGUUUGGUCCGUACGUCAACUCCGAGUACUACACGGGUUGGAUAGACCACUGGGAAGAGCCCCACUCAACAGUUGGUUCAGCACAGGUGGCCUACACUUUGGAUAAGAUGUUGGCUUUUAAUGCUUCCCUCAAUCUUUAUCCUCUUUGUGGGGGCACGAGCUUCGGGUUUGGCGCCGGCGCUAAUCAGGGCGAUGGCGGACAAUAUAUCCCAUGUAUUACUAGUUAUGAUUUUAACGCUCCGCUCACCGAAUCAGGAGACCCGACACAGAAGUACUUCGAUGUCCGCAAAGUUAUCGGAAAAGUGAAUCAAUUUUGCAAUUAUGCUUCAAUGUAUGAGAAUAUUAAAAUGUGUCAUUAUUACUUACCCCUCCCUAACGGCACAUUACCGGCACCGGCGCCUAAAAUGGAGACUAAACCCAUUGUUAUGAAACCAGUGCUUAAUAUAUACGAUAUUAUCAAAUCUCAAACAUUCAUUGAGUCAACACUUCCCCUGACUUUCGAAGAAUUGCGAGUUAGAGACGGGUUUAUACUCUACUCCACAAACAUUACAUUCAUUCCUUCAGAUCCGGCAGUUUUGACGGUUAAAGGACUUAAAGAUAGGGCUCAAGUGUUUGUUAAUAAAAAAUAUGCGGGAACUUUAAGUCGGACUCGAAAUUUGUUUACAAUAGGCUUGGAUAUAGAGUUUGGAUCACAACUGGAUUUGUUGGUCGAAAAUCAGGGAAGACUUUGUUAUGGAAAUGUUUUCGGAGAAUCAAAGGGCAUUACAUCUAACGUGACAAUAGGUCCGCAACUUUUAAAGAAUUGGAAACAUUAUUUGUUAUUCAAGAAUUGGACCGAAAGUGUGGCAUAUAUUCAGUAUUAUUCAGAUAUUUAUUCUUCAAAUCAAUUGCCGAUCAAAAAGAGUUCAUUUGAAAGGAUUCCUGGAUUUUAUUUCUCUGAGUUUGUGUUGUCUGACAAUAAGGACUACCCUUUGGAUACAUUCCUACGUUUGGACGGUUGGCGUAAAGGACUGGCAUUUCUCAAUGGUUUCAAUUUAGGCCGUUAUUGGACUGUUGGCCCACAACUCACUCUCUAUACACCCAAACACCUCUUCAAUGCAUUCCCGAAACCAAACAAAUUAAUUGUCUUUGAAUUGGAAAAUACGGCAAACGAUAGAAGCGUUCAAUUCGUUAAACAAAACUACAAUCAUAACCAAUUCCUAAAGGAUGGCCAACCGUUUCGUUAUGUCUCCGGAUCUAUACAUUACUUCCGAGUGCCGGAGGUUUUAUGGACUGACCGUCUGAUCAAAGCAAAACAGGCCGGACUUAAUGCCAUACAAACUUAUGUCGAAUGGAAUUCACACGAACCGGAGGAAGGGUUCUAUCGGUUCGAUGGCGACAAUGAUUUGAUAAAAUUUUUGAAAACAGCCAACGAUUUGGGAUUACUUGUUAUACUAAGAACCGGACCCUUUAUCGACGCCGAGAGAGACUUUGGAGGCCUUCCGUAUUGGCUUCUGUCGAAGAACCCGGACAUGAAAUUAAGAUCAUCUGAUCCGUCAUACCUGGAAGUGGUGGACAAAUGGUAUUCCGUGUUAUUACCAAAAGUGGUGCCAAUGCUGUACCGAAACGGCGGACCCGUUAUUAUGGUUCAGAUUGAGAACGAAUACGGAAGUUAUAAGGCAUGCGAUUAUGAAUACACCUCUCAUUUGCGAGAUCUUCAUCUCAAGUACUUCGGCAACAGUUCUGUCCAACUCUUCACCACUGAUGGCGACGGCGACGGGUAUUUCAAAUGCGGCAAAAUAGACGGCGUGUUCGCCACCGUUGACUUCGGGCCGGGAAGUGAUGUGAGCAAAGCGUUUCACAUACAGCACCGGCACCAACAGUACGGACCGUCCGUCAACUCCGAGUACUACACGGGUUGGCUCGACCACUGGGAAAUGCCUCACCAGAAUGUGUCCACCACUGCCGUCAUUAAAACUCUUGACGCUAUGCUAGCCUUCAACGCGUCCGUCAAUCUCUAUAUGUUUCACGGGGGGACCAGCUAUGGGUUCGGCGCCGGCACCAGCACUCAGGACAACGACGGUAUAGUCCCCUGUCCUACAAGUUAUGAUUACGACGCGCCCCUCAAUGAGGCCGGAGAUCCCACUGAGAAGUACUUUGCCAUCAGAACAACCAUUGCUAAAUACUUUCCGCUCAUUAACGGCACACUUCCGAAACCGGCGCCCAAAAUGAACACAAAACCAAUUAUUAUGACACCAGUUCUCAACAUAUAUGAUGUAAUCUCCAGUCAAACACCCAUUGAGUCGACACUUCCCCUGACUUUCGAAGAAUUGCGAAUUAGAGACGGGUUUAUACUCUACUCCACAAACAUUACAUUCAUUCCUUCAGAUCCGGCAGUUUUGACGGUUAAAGGACUUAAAGAUAGGGCUCAAGUGUUUGUUAAUAAAAAGUAUGCGGGAACUUUGAGUCGGACUCAAAAUCUAUAUGAAAUAGGUUUGGAUAUAGAGUUUGGAUCACAACUGGAUUUAUUGGUCGAAAAUCAGGGAAGACUUUGUUAUGGAAACACAAUCAAUGAACUGAAAGGAAUCACAUCUAACGUGACAAUAGGUCCCAAUGUAUUAGAGGAUUGGAGACAUUAUUUGAUGUUUAAGAAUUGGUCCCAAAGUAUAUCUCAAAUCCAAGAAUAUUCUGAUUUCUAUUCUUCGGUUCAAAUGAACGCAAACAAAAAGAGUUCAUUUGAAAGGAUUCCUGCCUUUUAUAGCUCUGAGUUUGUGUUGUCUGACAAUAAGGACUACCCUUUGGAUACAUUUCUACGUUUGGACGGUUGGCGUAAAGGACUGGCAUUUCUCAAUGGUUUCAAUUUAGGCCGUUAUUGGACUGUUGGCCCACAACUCACUCUCUAUACACCCAAACACCUCUUCAAUGCAUUCCCGAAACCAAACAAAUUAAUUGUCUUUGAAUUGGAAAAUACGGCAAACGAUAGAAGCGUUCAAUUUGUUAAACAAAAUGUUUUGAAUGCAACCACUCCUUAUGAUUAA
Medioppia subpectinata is the source of this 3738-nucleotide messenger RNA. NCBI's taxonomy places the organism in Eukaryota, Metazoa, Arthropoda, Arachnida, Sarcoptiformes, Oppiidae. The record is from the annotation of a GenBank genome assembly.